This is a messenger RNA of Salvelinus sp. IW2-2015, 1466 nucleotides long. RefSeq names its product CD276 antigen-like. Gene Ontology annotation, cellular component: external side of plasma membrane. The record is from RefSeq and is a predicted model, not a curated record. Gene Ontology annotation, molecular function: signaling receptor binding. Lineage: Eukaryota; Metazoa; Chordata; Actinopteri; Salmoniformes; Salmonidae. Gene Ontology annotation, biological process: regulation of cytokine production; T cell receptor signaling pathway.
AAAAUACAUUCCACCAUUUACAUUUUUUUUUUUACAUGUUAGUCAUGUGGGUGACUGUAGAACAAUUGCUAUGCCCUUGGGGUAAUGACUGACACCAAUUUACUUGUGUAGUCAAAAUGAGUCACUCUGGCAGAGAACUGAUUAGAGGAACGCUUAAUGUAGUAAGUGGAGACAGAGGGGCGGAGUUAGACUGAGAAACAAAUAUAAAAGGAAAAGACGACAUUUGGUUGGAAGAGUCUGCAGCUGAACUUCAUUGAUGGACUUCCAUGUGAUUUGCUGAAUGAAUGCGGUCCACUAGAACAUGGCUAUGAACUGGAAAUCCUGUCUCACUUUUGUUGUUUCAUUUCUGCUCUUCAAGUUAUUCCACUUAACGGAGUUUGAGACCCCUGUUCCCAGUGAGACGCAGCUUGCCAUCCUGGGGCAACAUAUAGUCCUAGACUGCAGCUUCCCUGUGGACAAACAAUGGGAUCGAACACGUAGCCAGAUUGAAUGGAAGUUAGACAAGGAGGUGGUCCACAGUUUCUACUAUGGUCAGGACCACCUGAACGACCAGAGCAGUCGCUAUGUCAACAGAACCAGCCUGUACCACUCUGAUAUACAGAAGGGGAACGCUUCUCUCAGGCUGGAACGUGCCACCCUGGGAGAUGAGGGAAACUAUACCUGCACUGUGCACACAGAAAUGGGCCCAAAGAGGACAUCUGUAUCCCUUAAAUUAGCAGCGUUCUACUCUGAGCCUCGCCUGAAGUUCUCAACAUCUGCCUGUGGUGUGGAGCUACUCUUGACCAUCGAGGGGUACCCCCGACCCUCAGUGCAGUGGCUGACUGUCAGUGGCGAGGACGUCACUGACGACACAGUCACACACCUCUCCCAGGACACACAGGGCCUAUACACUGUUUCGAGCACAGUAUCCCUGCAAGGAGCGGUCAAUAAGACCCUGACUUUUGUCUUAAAGAACGAGGACCUGGGACAGGAGAUCAGGAGAAACAUCACACUUCUCUCAGGAAAUAGUGUUGACGUGUCACCUGGGGUUUACCAAGAGAGAUGGUGGUUUGUUAUUACUAUCCUGGCUGUGAUUCUGAAAUACUUUUUGUGUAACUAAGGGGGGUUGGUCUUGGUAACCAUUUGUUGUUUUGCUUCUUGGACUAAUUUGUAAUGAUGCACAAUGCCACUAAGAAAAUGUAAUAAACUGUACAGAAUGCAUCUGUAAAUAUUUAAGUUUGCUAUGCUGCAUUUCCAAUUAUUAUGUAGGUCUAUGUACUGUAUAUUACAGGCAUAUGUCCUAACAUCGGUUAUAAUAUAUAUAAAUUCAUUAAUGUUGCCUCAAUCUCUGGCCUCACCCUACAUGACACAGAAAUGAAGUGUUACUUACAUUGGACAGAUGACAAAACAAGGGUUCAUUAUAACGGCGCCCUCAUACAGAAGUUGUUAGAGCCGGUUAUCCAUAUUGCAUUGAAAACCAAAAACAU